AUGCCAUUAACCCAACGAAAGACAAACGCUUCGUUCAAGCUGACAAAGACCAGACAACCGACGAGUCCACUAUCCAAGUUGCUCCCCAUGUCCAAUGGACCCCUGUGCAGCAAUAUCCGUACUGGUACCCAGAAACAACAACGAGAGAAACUCGUGGUGACGGUGGGGUAUUCGUUACUCUUUUUUUGGAUCUUCACGUUGGGAGGAUUCAGUUUUGGAGGUCCCCUCGAAGCUACCACCAUUAAGAAGAUCAAGCGACUGACGGGCAUGUCGUUACCCGUGGCGGCGGUGGGACAUGUCUUGACGAUUCUCGAUAAUGACAAUGACUCGCAGCAACAACGUCCAUUGGCAUCGUUUGCCAUUGAAAUUCUACCCAAUCCAGGCAUUAACCACACGGAUUCGGCAGCUGCCAUAUUUACCACGACGGGACCACACACAGUAGAAGUAUCUCUGAUGGGUCAGAGCGAUCGCAAACUGUUCAAAAGUGCAAAGAACCUACAACCACCCGUCCUACGAUUGGUGGGAGACCUGAUUGUCCCGAUACCCUUGUGGACGACCAAUCAAAAGGGACAAUGGACGGGGUCAUUCCUCUUGCCGGCUGUAGACAAUGCACAACUGCAGUUGGAAUCACAGUGGACCGGGUGUAUAGAUGACAAGAACAACAACAAACCAUGCAACAUGGAACAUUCCAAAGAAACAAAACUACAAACCAAAGUUACUCCAGAGUGGGAAUCAUCAUCAUCUCAAACACCACCCAAGAAUCCCACGUGGGCAGAUGCUGCUACCCUUUUUCCACCCCAUCAAGCAUGGAUCCAUGUCCAGCGAAUGGCCCAUCCACCGCUCAAAAUGGACUUGCAACAACAACAACCACACACACAACACUAUCUAUGGGGCAAUCUCGCCACACUCGACAAGGAAGAACCGUUUGGAGCCAUCAAACGAUUCACCGUCGCCAAUACACGGACAUUGACCGACGAAACCGACACUCACGUGGCGUUAUCGUCCACCAUUCGUCCUGCCUUUAAACCGCAAUGGUAUGAUUCCUUUUCCGGGUUGUCCAAUUACGAAAUUGUCUGUUGGAUCGGUGGCCGCACGGCACAAUUGCUGCACGCCACGUUCUUGAGUAUGCGGGGCGAUUUAUUUCCCGGACAACGGCCCUUCAAAUUCCAUUAUCAUCCUAUCGUGGACAGUCUCGAGACGCCCGAUACAAGCUGGAACGACGAAUUCAAGGAGAAGUUUCGAAAAUGCAAACACGUGUUUGUCAGUCUGGAUCAUGGCACAUCCGCCUUUUACGAAACGUCCAUUGCCGAGCCACUCUCGGCCACGGCGUUUGAACAACGGGUACUGACAUUUACACAACACUUGUUGAAAGCUUUUCCCGAUUCGACCUUUCCCAUUUGGAUGGUAUUGACACAUACAGCAGCAUCAUCGCCACUGAAAGCACGGUAUCAAGCCAAUCAUUGUUUUGAGGAUGGCAAAAACAAAGACAACAAAAAGAAGACUGACAAACAGCAACCACACAGUUUGGAACAUCCCUGUCAUACCGUCCUGCGCGGCAUGUUUACGGCCCCCCACAAAGCCGAGCUAUUCCCAGCCCAAGAUCAAAAUCGGAUUCGACUCAUGGACAAUACCGAUGUGACCAUGGCAACGGUCGAGUGGGAUCAUCCACGACCACUCGAUGUAUUGGCCGUUGUGGCAUUGCGACAAUUCAUUUUAAUUGGCAAACAAGUCCGCGAAUGGCGAGACAGUGGGCAAAUUGGGCAGAUUGAUGGACUGCAUCGCAACAAUACCAUUGUAUCGACCGAAAAGAAUUUGGUGCCGUAUCAAUGGAACACAUAA
This is a messenger RNA of Seminavis robusta, 1839 nucleotides long. NCBI's taxonomy places the organism in Eukaryota, Bacillariophyta, Bacillariophyceae, Naviculales, Naviculaceae. The record is from the annotation of a GenBank genome assembly.